AGUUCGAUUAAACUCCUCCGUUAAGUAUCAUGGUAACAAAGUACGAUAGUUUGAAAAAAAUCUGGAGUGGAGAUGACUUCUACACUCCUUUCUUCCAUUCAAGUGUCUCAGCAGGAUACGCGCUUCUUUACCAUUUAAAUUUGAAUCCCGAGAAAGUUUGUCAAAUUUGUGUGGAUGAUGGAACUACACGAACCAACGGGGAGAUCUACAGAGCUUCCCUACAGAUUGCGUGUAAUCUGAAGAAACUUGGUUGUUCAAAAGGUGACGUGGUUGGUUUUGUGUGUAGAAAUUCGCACAAUUUGACGCCUGCCGUUUUGGCUGCUUUAUAUCUUGCCGCUCCUCCUAAUGCUCUUGACACUAUAUUUUCGAAAGACGAAAUUGUUCACAUGUUUAGCACUGUGAAGCCAAAAUUUGUAUUCUGUGAUAAUGAAGUUGUGGAAAAAGUUGAGGCUGCUCUGAAAGAGUACGGAAGUAGUGCUCCGAUCUAUGUUAUCGGACAAACAGUUCUCAAUUUUCCGCACAUAAAUGAUCUAAUGCAUGACAAGGACGACAAGAACAGUAAAGAAGACAUUAGAAAACUCAUUCUACAUCCACCACAAGUAGACAAGGACUCCUGUGCAAAGAUCAUUUGUUCUUCUGGAACAACAGGCUUUUCCAAAGGCGUUGCCUUAUCACAUGAAUGCUUUUUGAAUCUUUAUCAUAAACCUCAUUUAAAAGCAUUAUUCAGUCCAAACGACAAAAUAUUCAAUUUUAGUACAUUAUAUUGGCAAUCUGGCUAUAUAUCUAUAAUAGUAGGUAUAUUUUUUGGUUUAACUCGAUUAAUAACAAAAGAACCAUUUAGUCCAGAACGAUGGGUUGAAAUUGUAACGAAAUAUCGUGUGGGACUUAUUACAACGUCUACAUCACAAAUAGCUCAACUUGCUAAGAGUGGCCUUUUACAAAAUCAUACAAUGCCGUAUGUGAAGCAUCUCACUUGUCAAGGAGGCUAUCUUUCUACUGAUCUGGUUAAAAUUAUGCGAUCCUGUAUACCUAAUGGGAUUAUCCGAAAUAUAUACGGAUUAUCAGAAACUGGAAGGAUUGCAAGUAAAACGGAAAAUUCACCCAAUUUCUCCGUUGGAAAGCUCGCACCGGGUGUUCAGGCGAAGAUUAUCAACGAAGCCGGAGAGAAACUUGGAGUAGGUGAAGUAGGAGAGCUUUGUGUUAAAACUAAGUUGGAGUUCAUGGGAUACUUCAACAAUCCCGAAGCCACAGAAGCUGCCAGAGACAACGACGGUUGGUUCCUUACAGGAGAUUUGGCAAAUUUUGACGAGAACGGACACCUCAUUUUUAGGGGACGUAAAAAAUUCAUCUUCAAAUACAACAAUUUCCACGUAAGCCCAAUAGAACUAGAAGAAAUUCUCAUCAAACAUCCGGAAGUAUUUCAAGUAGCCGUUGUUGGUAUUCCUGAUCCCAUCUACACGGAACUACCAGCUGCAGUUGUUGUAAGAAGAGAAAACUCUUCGGUGGACGAAGAAGAAAUCAUGAAAUUUCUUGAGGGGAAAGUUUCGGAUUAUAAAAAGCUCAGAGGGGGAGUUUAUUUUGUACAAGAACUACCCACAACACCAUCAGGAAAGAUAAGGAUCAGCCUUGUUAGAGAAAUGGUUAUUAGGUUUUACCAAGAAAGACAAGAAAAGAUUUGAAGAACUUUCUAUGAUCACUAAGUCCUUAAAACGUAUUUCGAGGGCUACUUUGUAAAAAGAGCUAAGUCGGUUCGGUGCUCAUACAAAGUUAGCCGGUUUUACAAUGGGAAAUAAUUGAAAGUAUUUUAGUGGUUUAAUCUUAUAUAAUAUUUUACUAAAUUUAAUAAAGGAAGUUAAAAACUUUAAAAA
This is a messenger RNA of Lutzomyia longipalpis, 1868 nucleotides long. Its product is annotated as probable 4-coumarate--CoA ligase 3. Gene Ontology annotation, molecular function: long-chain fatty acid-CoA ligase activity. The record is from RefSeq and is a predicted model, not a curated record. Gene Ontology annotation, biological process: long-chain fatty acid metabolic process; fatty-acyl-CoA biosynthetic process. Bases 30 to 1679 code for a protein of 549 amino acids. Lineage: Eukaryota; Metazoa; Arthropoda; Insecta; Diptera; Psychodidae. The transcript has 4 exons.